AUGCAGGGCAAGAAGCCGGGCGGCUCGUCGGGCGGCGGCCGGAGCGGCGAGCUGCAGGGGGACGAGGCGCAGAGGAACAAGAAGAAGAAAAAGAAGGUGUCCUGCUUCUCCAACAUCAAGAUCUUCCUGGUGUCCGAGUGCGCCUUGAUGUUGGCGCAGGGCACGGUGGGCGCCUACCUGGUGAGCGUCCUGACCACCCUGGAGCGCAGGUUCAACUUGCAGAGCGCAGACGUGGGCGUGAUCGCCAGCAGCUUCGAGAUCGGGAACCUGGCGCUCAUCCUCUUCGUGAGCUACUUCGGGGCGCGCGGGCACCGGCCGAGGCUCAUCGGCUGCGGAGGCAUCGUGAUGGCGCUGGGCGCGCUGCUGUCCGCGCUGCCCGAGUUCCUCACGCACCAGUACAAGUAUGAGGCGGGCGAGAUCCGCUGGGGCGCAGAGGGCCGCGACGUCUGUGCUGCCAACGGCUCGGGCGGUAACGAGGGCCCGGACCCCGACCUCAUCUGCCGCAACCGCACGGCCACCAACAUGAUGUACUUGCUGCUUAUUGGGGCCCAGGUGCUCCUGGGCAUCGGUGCUACCCCCGUGCAGCCCCUCGGGGUCUCCUACAUCGACGACCACGUGCGGAGGAAGGACUCCUCGCUCUACAUAGGAAUCCUGUUCACGAUGCUGGUUUUUGGACCAGCCUGUGGAUUUAUUCUGGGCUCUUUCUGUACCAAAAUCUAUGUGGAUGCAGUCUUCAUUGACACAAGUAACCUGGACAUCACUCCGGACGACCCCCGCUGGAUCGGAGCCUGGUGGGGCGGCUUUCUGCUCUGCGGUGCCUUACUCUUCUUCUCCUCCCUCUUGAUGUUCGGGUUCCCACAGUCCCUGCCUCCACACACAGACCCCGCCAUGGAGAGCGAGCAGGCCAUGCUCCCUGAAAGAGAGUAUGAGAGGCCCAAGCCCAGCAACGGCGUCCUGCGGCACCCCCUGGAGCCAGACAGCAGUGCCUCCUGCUUCCAGCAGCUGAGAGUGAUCCCGAAGGUCACCAAGCACCUGCUAUCCAACCCCGUGUUCACCUGCAUCAUCCUGGCCGCCUGCAUGGAGAUUGCAGUGGUGGCUGGCUUCGCUGCCUUCCUGGGGAAGUACUUGGAGCAGCAGUUCAACCUCACCACCUCAUCUGCCAACCAGCUGCUUGGGAUGACAGCCAUCCCGUGUGCCUGCCUGGGCAUCUUCCUGGGAGGCCUCCUGGUUAAGAAGCUCAGCCUGUCCGCCCUGGGGGCCAUCCGGAUGGCCAUGCUCGUCAACCUGGUGUCUACCGCUUGCUACGUCUCCUUCCUCUUCCUGGGCUGUGACACGGGCCCCGUCGCUGGCGUUACUGUUCCCUAUGGAAACAACUCAGUGCGUGGCGUGGCCCUGAACCCACACUCGUCCUGCAAUAAGAACUGCAAAUGCCAAACGGACUCCUUCACUCCAGUGUGCGGGGCAGACGGCGUCACCUACCUGUCCGCCUGCUUCGCAGGCUGCAACAGCACGAAUCUCACAGGCUGUGCAUGCCUCACCACCAUCGCCCCCGAGAAUGCCACCGUGGUCCCUGGAAAAUGCCCCAGCCCUGGGUGCCAAGAGGCCUUCCUCACCUUUCUCUGUGUGAUGUGCGUCUGCAGCAUGAUCGGUGCCAUGGCCCAGACGCCCUCCGUCAUCAUCCUCAUCAGGACAGUCAGCCCUGAACUCAAGUCUUACGCCCUUGGAGUUCUUUUUCUCCUCCUUCGUUUGUUGGGCUUCAUCCCCCCACCCCUCAUCUUCGGGGCCGGCAUCGACUCCACCUGUCUCUUCUGGAGCACCUUCUGUGGGGAGCAGGGCGCCUGCGCCCUCUACGACAACGUGGUCUACAGAUACCUGUACGUCAGCAUUGCCAUCGCGCUCAAGUCCUUCGCCUUCAUUCUCUACACCACCACGUGGCAGUGCCUGAGGAAGAACUAUAAACGCUACAUCAAAAACCACGAGGGCGGGCUGAGCACCAGCACAGAGUACCAAGACAUUGAGACUGAGAAAACCUGCCCCGAGUCACACUCACCUUCAGAAGACUCCUUUGUGAGAAGCUGAGGGCCCUGUUCCUCCUGCAGAGAGCAGCCCAUCACCACCCACAGACCUCACAGGCCUGACUUAGCUGCUCUGCCUGCCUGAGCGCCCAGGGGGCCCCUGUGGAGUUUCCAAUGCGCGCUUCCUUUGAGGCCCCACGCACUGGCCUUUGACGAGGACUAAGGAGCUGACGGGGCUGAGAGUCCGCCUCUGGUAGCCCUCAGAAGUAGUCGUUUCUGGGUCCCAAGCUUGACCUCCUGUGCAUUCCCUCCUGCCUACCCCUCCUCUGCUUCUGUGGGGAUGGCUUGCUGCCCUGCUUUAGAGACCCCCCUUGGGAAUGCUUCUCUGAUCGAGGGCUCCAACAGCUCCCAAGAAAUCAGCCAAAGUUAGAUUUUACUAGGAGGGGUAAAAAUCACCCCAUUUCACAGAGUAGAGGAGGCAAAAGCACAUACUCAAUAGUUUUUGAGUGUGAUAUUCUGUAUUUUUGCAGCUUAUAUUUUCCAGAUGAGCAGUUUAGAAAUGUGAUGUAAAGUACAUUACUGUACAUUGCUGAAAAUUACAUUAA
Fukomys damarensis (Damara mole-rat) is the source of this 2620-nucleotide messenger RNA. It is a transcript of the gene Slco3a1, whose product is annotated as solute carrier organic anion transporter family member 3A1. Gene Ontology annotation, biological process: transmembrane transport; prostaglandin transport; sodium-independent organic anion transport. The record is from RefSeq and is a predicted model, not a curated record. Lineage: Eukaryota; Metazoa; Chordata; Mammalia; Rodentia; Bathyergidae. Gene Ontology annotation, cellular component: membrane. Gene Ontology annotation, molecular function: protein binding. Bases 1 to 2079 code for a protein of 692 amino acids. The transcript is spliced from 11 exons.